AUUUCAUUUCAUUCAAAAACGUUCUUUUGCGUUGUCAAGAUGGCGGAUCAAACAGAGAAAGCUUUCCAAAAACAAGCCUCGAUCUUCGUUAAUCGUAAGAAUGCCGGCAAAAAAGCGUUGAGACACCAUAGGAGUGUUGGUCUAGGUUUUAAAACACCAAGAGAGGCCAUUGAAGGAUCUUACAUUGACAAAAAAUGCCCAUUCACUGGAAAUGUAAGCAUUCGUGGUCGUAUCCUGACUGGUGUUGUACAAAAAAUGAAAAUGCAACGCACCAUUGUAAUCAGAAGAGAUUACUUGCAUUACAUUAGGAAGUACAAUCGUUUUGAAAAGAGACAUCGUAAUAUGUCUGUGCAUCUUUCACCUUGCUUCAGGGAUGUUGAAAUUGGAGAUGUUGUCACAAUUGGAGAAUGUAGACCUCUGUCAAAAACCGUCAGAUUUAAUGUAUUGAAAGUGACAAAAGGACAAGGCUCUAAGAAGAGUUUCAGAAAGUUCUAAGAUGAUUUUUUGUUUGUAAUAAUAAAAAAGAUUUAAAAAAAGAUAA
Molecule: messenger RNA, 541 nt
Organism: Onthophagus taurus
Lineage: Eukaryota; Metazoa; Arthropoda; Insecta; Coleoptera; Scarabaeidae
Gene: RpS11
Product: Ribosomal protein S11
Biological process (GO): translation
Cellular component (GO): ribosome; cytosolic small ribosomal subunit
Molecular function (GO): structural constituent of ribosome
Source: RefSeq, a predicted model, not a curated record